CACGAAGAUUCCCAUCGUAUCCUAUCUUUCGUUGUAAAUAAAUCCUACCUUACCUCUUCUGCAUCUCAACUCUUCUCCAAUCCUGCCUACAAUCCUCCAUCCACAGGCAACACCAUGCAUUCAAAGCUCCUCGCCGUAGCCCUCCUAACAGCAAGCGCACUCGCCGCUCCAACCGAUAAAAGCAGAAUCUGCAUUGAAAAAGAAACGCCGCUCUGCUGCGACCAACAGAGGGGAGCUCUCGUCACAGCCCAAUGCUACGUCCCUCCCGAUGCAAGCAGCAAGGAGGCACUGAUCGCCUCGUGUGGCACUCUCGGCUUAUCAGGCGCAUGCUGUUCGCCGGAUGCUACGGUGCCAAAGAUUAAUAUCUGUGGGCUCGUCGGAAGGGCAUAAGGAUGCUGUGUCUAUAUAUAUAUUACCGAGAUGUCGGAUGGAUUUCAAUCGCCG
Messenger RNA from Aspergillus versicolor CBS 583.65, 444 nucleotides. RefSeq lists its product as uncharacterized. Bases 115 to 390 code for a protein of 91 amino acids. The transcript is spliced from 2 exons. The record is from RefSeq and is a predicted model, not a curated record. Lineage: Eukaryota; Fungi; Ascomycota; Eurotiomycetes; Eurotiales; Aspergillaceae.